AUAAGUUUGCACCUGAACGGAAACAUGUUGCAUGGGAGAAUUCCUGAAUCUUUGAGUUCUUUGCGGCAGAUUCAAGAUUUUGACCUCUCUCGUAACAACUUGUCUGGAACAAUUCCCGAUUAUUUGCAGAAUUUCACCUUCUUGCUCAAUUUGAACCUAUCCUUUAAUGAUUUUGAAGGUGAAGUAGGAGUUUUCAGGAAUACAAGUGUGGUUUCUAUUAUGGGAAACACACGAAUUUGUGGAGGUGUACCUCAGUUAAGAUUGCUCAAUUUUAUCUCUAAUCGAUCCAACUCAAAUAAGCCAAAAUCAUUUUCUAAGUAUAAACCAAUUAUCCCAUUUUUUUGUGGGACAAUUGGAAUGAUUAUCCUAGGGGUGUGCUUUGUACGCCUCUAUAGAUCCAGAAAAGAAAGAGUUGAGCAAAGAAAAGCAAGAGUUCAGUCAACUUCAGAACGAUCAUUGGACAUUUCAUUCUUAAAGUUGUCAUAUGGAGAUCUCUUUCAAGCAACUGGUGGGUUCUCUUCUUGGAAUUUGAUUGGGGCCGGUAGUUCUGGUUCUGUGUUCUGGGGAGUUCUCGAUCAGCCAAAAGAAAGAAUUGUUGCUGUCAAAGUACUCAAUCUUCAAAACGCGACUACUUCUAAUAGUUUCAUAGCUGAAUGUCAAUUCUUGAAAAACACUAGGCACCGAAAUCUUGUCAAACUAGUGACUGCUUGCUCUAGUAUUGAUUUUCAAGGAAAUGAGUUCAAAGCUUUGGUUUUUGAGUAUAUGAUGCAUGGAAGUCUAGAUGAGUGGCUGCAUGAUUCAGCUGACAGAGUAGUUGAGCUACCCAUUGUGGAGGUGCAUUUGAAUCUUAUCCAAAGGGUAAAUAUUGCCAUUGACGUAGCUAGCGCUUUGGAUUAUUUGCACAAUUAUUUUCACACCCCAAUAGUUCAUUGUGAUUUAAAGCCCAGUAACGUUCUCUUAGAAAAAGACAUGACUGCCUGUGUUUGUGACUUUGGUUUGGCAAGUUACCUCCCGAACACUUCUUGUCCGGUUUCUUCGCUAGAACGCUCUUCCAAUUCGAUAACGGGUACCAUUGGCUAUAUUCCCCCAGAGUAUGGCAUGGGAAGUAAGGUUGACACCUACGGAGACGUGUAUAGCUAUGGAAUCCUGUUACUAGAGAUGCUUACUGGUAAGAGGCCAACAGAUGACAUGUUUACAGACGACAUCGACUUGCACAAUUUUGUUCUGAUGGCUUUGCCUGAACGUGUGAAAGAAAUAUAUGAUCCUGUGCUUCUUCAAGAAAAGGAAAGGAGCACUAGUACAAAUCCUGCAAGCAAUAGGAAUGAUGUCCAAAAUGAUGAAACACGAAGAGUUGAAGAGUGCCUUAUUUCCAUUGCUAGGAUAGGAGUUGCUUGUUCUGUGCAUUUGCCCAAAGCACGAAUUGAGAUUGGGAAAGUUUUAGCUGAACUACGUGUAAUCAGGGAUGUACUGACUGGAACCAGGAUGCCUAGAGAGCACAUGAUAACUGCUUAAGGCCUUAGCUGCCAAUGAUACAGUUGGUUGCUGGAGAGUCCAACAUAGUGUGACGGACAAACCAGC
Molecule: messenger RNA, 1578 nt
Organism: Rosa chinensis
Lineage: Eukaryota; Viridiplantae; Streptophyta; Magnoliopsida; Rosales; Rosaceae
Product: putative receptor-like protein kinase At3g47110
Exons: 2
Coding region: 25-1512 (495 amino acids)
Biological process (GO): protein phosphorylation
Molecular function (GO): protein kinase activity; ATP binding
Source: RefSeq, a predicted model, not a curated record